AUGAAGUUCCUUUUCGUGGUCGCCCUAAUUGUCCUGGCCAUCCAACUGGCUUCCUCUACUAGUACAACUACCACAACCACUACAACAACCACCGAUGCCACGACUACAACAACCACCACCACCGACGCCACCACCACGACGACAACCGCCGCUUCCACCCACAAGAAGCGUUGCUGGAAGGGCAACAACUGGUGCCACACCCGCAUCCCCAAGAGGAAGUGUAAGCACCCAAAGAGGUGCCACAAGACCAUCGUGAUUGUGACCCACAAGAAGAACUAG
Molecule: messenger RNA, 279 nt
Organism: Drosophila santomea
Lineage: Eukaryota; Metazoa; Arthropoda; Insecta; Diptera; Drosophilidae
Exons: 1
Coding region: 1-279 (92 amino acids)
Source: RefSeq, a predicted model, not a curated record